AUGGUUAAGAUCGCUUUCGAAGAUGACGACAAUGUUACGCCCGUUUACACUUACAAGCUACGAAUAGUUGCUGAGGUCCUUUACCUCCGAUUCGCGUAUCUUCCAAUGAGAGGACGUCCGUAUUCACGCAUCUUCAAUCGCGCAACCGGCAUGUAUAAAGACACAAUGUAUGCAGCACAGGAGACUAUUGAAGCAGUUUCCAGCUCUGGAAAGCUUCAUCUUCAGUAUCAUGACUGGCUAUUGGAUGUUGCAAGCCACGUCGACGAGGAGUUGCAUUACGCGCUCUGUAACCACAUGUUCGAGGGCAUAGUCGUUUGCAAAGAGCCUGCGGCACGUAAUGCGAUAUCACGGCAAUUGCUUGCGGAGCUAAGCCACCAAGUAAACAGCAUACACAAUGAGGGGGAUAAUGGGUCAACAAGGGCAUUGAUAUUGGCGAGCGAUGUUGACACAAGUUUCUGCGCAGGCGCAGAUCUAAAAGAGAGGGCUAAAUUUACCCAGGAAGAAACGUCCAAUUUUCUGACUACAUUACGAGGAACAUUCGCAUCUAUCUCGCAACUACCUAUUCCCACAAUCUCCGCACUGGCAGCACCAGCAUUCGGUGGUGGCCUCGAACUAGCCCUUACGACACAUAUGCGCGUCUUCGCCUCUACGACUACCGUCGCACUCCCGGAGACACGUCUUGCUAUCCUUCCUGGCGCAGGAGGAACAUACCGUCUGCCCGCAUUGAUUGGCCUCUCACGCGCGCGGGACAUGAUACUGACAGGCCGCCGUGUUGCAGCGCCAGAGGCCUACUUUCUGGGGCUGUGCGACCGGUUAGUAGAAAUCACUGCCGAGGACGUACAACAAGAAGGUGCUGCGCGGAAGAAGGUCUUGAAUGAAGCAGUUAGACUGGCGAGGGAGAUAUGUGAAGGUGGGCCGAUAGCAAUUAAGGCUGCGCUUCAAGCGGUAGAGGGAUGUGCGCUAGGCGAGAAGGCCGAGAAUGCUGCAUAUGAGCUUGUGGUCAAGACAAAGGACCGGGAUGAGGCGCUUAUUGCGUUUAGGGAGAAGAGGAAGCCUGUGUUUAAGGGUGAGUAG
Messenger RNA from Alternaria atra, 1074 nucleotides. RefSeq lists its product as uncharacterized. Bases 1 to 1074 code for a protein of 357 amino acids. Gene Ontology annotation, molecular function: enoyl-CoA hydratase activity. Gene Ontology annotation, biological process: fatty acid beta-oxidation. The record is from RefSeq and is a predicted model, not a curated record. The transcript has 3 exons. Lineage: Eukaryota; Fungi; Ascomycota; Dothideomycetes; Pleosporales; Pleosporaceae. Gene Ontology annotation, cellular component: mitochondrion.